Meriones unguiculatus (Mongolian gerbil) is the source of this 3874-nucleotide messenger RNA. It is a transcript of the gene Rab27a, whose product is annotated as RAB27A, member RAS oncogene family. NCBI's taxonomy places the organism in Eukaryota, Metazoa, Chordata, Mammalia, Rodentia, Muridae. Bases 931 to 1731 code for a protein of 266 amino acids. Gene Ontology annotation, cellular component: melanosome; secretory granule. The transcript has 8 exons. The record is from RefSeq and is a predicted model, not a curated record. Gene Ontology annotation, molecular function: GTPase activity; GTP binding. Gene Ontology annotation, biological process: melanosome transport; positive regulation of exocytosis.
GCGCCCAAAAAAGGCGAGCAGCUUGGGGUCCCGAGCUCCGUCUGGAAGGCAGCGCCUGAGGGACAGAGCACCGCGGGGACGCAGCGCCGUGCAAAUCUAGCACUGCAGGGAGGCAGGCGCCGGACAGAGCACCGCACGGGUACUGGCUGGAGCUCAGGAUAAGCUCUCCGUUGUGCGGUCCAUCCUCGGCCGCUUUCCUCCUGGGGUGCUCGUGUUCCUCUCCCCUGCCUGGCCGCUCCAGCUGUGACCUUCAGGGCGUGCUGAAGGGCACUGACAGGUCUCUCUGUGUAGCCCUGGAGUCCUGAAACUGGCUCUGUAGACCAGGCUGGCCUCAAACCCAGGCGGGUUUCAGGCUCACCAUACUCAUCUCUUUUAACACCUGACCACCUCCAUUAGAAGUCCCACCUGUGAAAGAGGUUCUAUCCUGAGAUACUGCAACUUAGCACCUUCCUGUGAUAAUUUUGGGGAGAGAGAAUUCAACUUGAAACACAUUUGUCUGAGGAGUUCCAUAAUAUCACUGUUUAAAGAGCUGCCUUUCCAGGGCUGGACAGGUGGGUGAGCUGUUGGGAGCACUGGCUGGUUUUGCAGAGUGACCUUUUGAAACCUCAAAGCCCGCCCCCAGUGACCCACCUUCUCCAACAAGACCACACCUCCUAAUCCUUCCUAAACAGUCCGCCAACUGGGAACCAGACUUUCAAACAGGAGCCUGUGGGAGGCCAUUCUCAUUCAAAGUACUUACCUGGGAUAAACCACAAACAAAGCAAAAGACAAAAAUCGCCUUCAGUCACCUCCAGCUGAUCACAAUUAACAAUAACAGCAGGAAAGCAAAUAGUAGUCUGACAGGCUGGUGGACAGGCUGGUGGGUGGCAGCGCGCUGCUCCUGAGCACCUCUGCAGAACAGAACUCAAGGCACGCCCACUCUGUAAGCAGAUGCUGAUAGACAUGCAAAUAGUCAGUUCUAAGAACCCACCUCUACCUAGGAAAAGGAGAGCAAGGAGAUUCUGCCAAGACACUGUAAUAGCUGUGUUGACCACAUCUUCUCCUCUAGGUGAAGCAGAAUCCUCCAUCAUGUCGGAUGGAGAUUAUGAUUACCUCAUCAAGUUUUUGGCCUUGGGAGACUCCGGAGUCGGGAAGACCAGUGUACUUUACCAGUACACAGAUGGGAAGUUCAACUCCAAGUUCAUCACCACAGUGGGCAUUGAUUUCAGGGAAAAGAGGGUGGUAUACAGAGCUAAUGGACCAGACGGAGCUGUGGGCCGAGGCCAGAGAAUCCACCUGCAGUUAUGGGACACGGCGGGGCAGGAGAGGUUUCGUAGCUUGACCACCGCGUUCUUCAGGGACGCCAUGGGUUUCCUGCUUCUGUUCGACCUGACAAAUGAGCAAAGUUUCCUCAAUGUCCGAAACUGGAUGAGCCAGCUACAAAUGCAUGCCUAUUGUGAAAACCCAGAUAUAGUGCUGUGUGGAAAUAAAAGUGACCUGGAAGACCAGAGGGCGGUGAAAGAGGAGGAGGCCAGGGACCUGGCAGAGAAGUAUGGAAUCCCCUAUUUUGAAACCAGUGCUGCCAAUGGGACAAACAUCAGCCAAGCCAUUGAGACGCUCUUGGACCUGAUUAUGAAGCGGAUGGAAAGGUGUGUGGACAAGUCCUGGAUCCCGGAAGGAGUGGUGCGAUCCAAUGGCCAUACCUCUGCAGACCAGCCAAAUGAGAAGGAGAAAGGGAUCUGCAGCUGUUGAGACACGAGCGAGCAUUGCGGCAGCACAGGGCACCUGCCUGUGAGCUCGGCCAUGGAGACCAAGCUGCCGCCGUGAGAUGAACAAGACCGCUUCUCCUCAUCUCCAGGAGGCAUGAACUCAGCAGCCAUUUGUAACUUGUCGCAGCUUUAUAAGAUUCUAGUCCAAGAAUUGGGAGAACUACUUCACAGAGCCAAAAGUGUCUUAUAAAACCUAAGCCCGUGGUAGCAGUUCAUUCAGGAAUUCAAGACUUUGCAGCCACGAAAGGUUUCAUCUGUUAUGUAGAAUGCCGAUGGUCCUGUCACCUGCCUUAAAAGCAGUCACCUGCCUCAACACAGAUAGACCUAGAGUCUCAUGAAGACAUUAAGAUCUUUGAGCAGCGGAAGGCCAUCAUGGUCUUGAGAAUCCAGAUUUCAAAAUCCAUGCUCUAGAACAUCAGUCUCAAACACUUGCAUGUUAGGGAUGUGCACACCGGGCCAAUGUCUUUCAGUGUUACCUUUAAUGCAGGCCUUCCCCUUGACGUGAACAUAAACGAAUGACGGCCGUAUCUCUAGACUCUGAGCAGAGUGGAUUGAAUUUAUGUGAGUUUGGUGGUGGUGGGAGGGGUUUGUGGAGCAGGGGUGAGGAUGUAGCAGGAGCAAGGGAGGUCAUGGAGACCCGUGUGUUUAUCCAUGAUUGUUGGUUUAGUCUGUGUCUGAACAUGGCUUGUGCUUCUGGUGUAUGUAUAAGAAGAGAUUUCUCUCUCUCUCUCUCUCUCUUUUUUUUUUUCUCUUCCUACUUGUACAUUUGUUCUGGCGCAUUCCGACUGCAGUUUCUAUUGGUUUGUAGACUGCUAAUCUGACUUUUCCACCAGGCUGGGUGUUCUCUUUUUAAUCAAGCAGCAUGUGCAUUUGCCAUCAGCAGGGAGAUCAGUGUCGGGACUUAAGCAGCCACAUUUGUAUGCUAGUUAAAGAAAGUGUUCUGUAGCCUGAACCUUUCCCUGGGAAUGUGGGCAUUUCUGUACUUGCUCUUAUCUUGCCAAGAUCAUGUGCUGUGCUCUGUCGCCACCGUGUCUUCAGGCCCAAGACGGGUGGCUAAAAAUAUUCUUCACAGAACCUACUUCUAAAGACCUAAGGUGUCUCAUUUAGAACAAAAUUCUUAUCAAAGUGGCUUAAAGGAAGUAAGCCAAAAUCUGCAACAAAUCUCACCACAGGAAAAAUAUCAGCAGCUAUAAAUUUAAGAAGUAAAAACUGUGGGGUUUUUUGUUUUGUUUUGUUUUACAGUAUAAAUGAAAAUAAGUACUUUGCAUGGUAGUUUUUAAGUGGAUUUUACUUUAUUUUUUCUCCUGAAACAGGGUCUUACCCUGGCUGGCCCGGAAUUCCUGUGGUAGAUCAGGCUAGCUUGAAACUCAAGAGAUCCACCUGUCUCAGCCUCCCAAGUGCUGGGAUUAGAGGGGGAGCCCUCACACCCAGCUCUCAAAAGGCUUUUUAAUUGACCAUCUAUCAUUCUUGUCCUUUGACACCGCCCCUCCCCAGCAAAAUUAGCCGUGGCUGCUAAGCUUAGUCUGUCCUUGAAACAGCAGAGUUGUCACUGAGGCCUCUGCAUCUGAACCCUGAAACUCUGGGCCCAUGCACAGCAGUGCCUUCCAAAGCUGCUCUAAGACUUCAGUAGAGCUUAUCACAUACCAGAGCACGUUUUUAAUGUCUCAUAAAUAAAGUUAAUGUGCCUGGUGCUGGUGGUGUAGGCCUUUAGUCCCAGCACUUGGGAGACAGAGGCAGGAAGAUCUCUGAGUUCAAGGCCAGCCUGGUCUACAGAAAGAGUUGCAGGACAGCCAAGGCUACACAGAGAAACCCUAUUUUUGUUUUAAAAAAAUGUUGAGUUUGCAUGGUGUACCUUUCAAGAAGUAGAUCCAGAGUUAGCACUGGGGCCUGUUGGCUCCACGCCGGGCACAGGGUUAAAUGCAUGUGAUUGAUGCUUACACGAGAACUGCCUCGAACUGUUGGGAAAAAACCUGUAUUCUCUUUAAAAAUGGUUUAAAUUUGAUAUAAAAUAACCAUAUUUUCUGUGUCAAUGUAUUUUUCUAUUUAUAAAUCUGUAUAAAAGCAAAUGAUCUUCAGUGAACUUUGUGCCAAUUAAACCAUAAUUAAAAAGUCGGUCCGGUGUAUCA